Molecule: messenger RNA, 9060 nt
Organism: Periophthalmus magnuspinnatus
Lineage: Eukaryota; Metazoa; Chordata; Actinopteri; Gobiiformes; Gobiidae
Gene: ncor1
Product: nuclear receptor corepressor 1
Exons: 44
Coding region: 199-7167 (2322 amino acids)
Biological process (GO): negative regulation of transcription by RNA polymerase II
Molecular function (GO): nuclear thyroid hormone receptor binding; transcription corepressor activity
Source: RefSeq, a predicted model, not a curated record
GGCGCAGCCUUUAGUCUGCCUGGUCGUCCACAGCCUGUAACCCGCGGAUUUACAAUCAACUAUUGACGCAUCUUUUAUUUAGGGAUAGCAUUCUUGCCCUUCGGUACAUUUUCUAAGCAUGAGGUGGCGUGUGUGUCCAAACAUGGUGUAGCCAAACUGCUGCAGUUGUGAAGAAGCUGCUGCCUCGUUGCACUGUGCAUGAUGUCGAGCAGCUCGGGCUACCCUCCAGCUCAGGGGGGCUUCAGCAGUGAGCAGAGCCGCUACCCGCCCCACAAUGUGCAGUACUCCUUCAGCCGACACCAGCAGGAGUUCCCGGUCCCAGAUUACCGGGCACACAUGCAGGACCCACAGGGGCGGCGGAGACCCUCUCUUCUGUCUGAGUUCCACCCUGCUCCGGAACGACCUCCGGAGAGACGCCAUGGUUACGAGCAGCAGUUUCCCUCCGUCACUGCUCAGCCCGAACAUGAGUCGCUGGAGGCCAAACGACCACGCAUGGAGACCAUCAAUGAAACCCACAUCACCCGCACCCCCCCAACCUCCGGAGGCAUGGUGCUCCCAAUGCCCCACGCCAUACAGGACAGCUUAAGGGCCACUGUGGAAGUUAAAAAGGAGUCUCAAUAUACUGUUAAAGUCGAGGCAUCCCCAGGUGGACCCGGCCUUCAUCUUGGUGAGGACACAGACACAUCUCCCUCUAAACUCUCAAAGGAGGAGCUGAUCCAGAGCAUGGACCGUGUGGACAGAGAGAUCGCUAAAGUGGAGCAACAGAUUUUCAAGCUCAAGAAAAAACAGCAACAACUGGAGGAGGAGGCAGCAAAGCCAGUGGAGCCAGAGAAGCCCGUGACCCCACCCCCAGUGGAACACAAGCACCGCAGCAUCGUCCAAAUCAUCUAUGACGAGAACAGGAAAAAAGCAGAAGAAGCCCAUAAAAUCCUGGAAGGCCUUGGUCCUAAAGUUGAGCUGCCACUGUAUAAUCAACCGUCAGACACAAAAGUUUAUCAUGACAACAUCAAAACCAACCAAGUGAUGAGGAAGAAGCUGAUUCUCUUUUUUAAGAGGCGAAAUCAUGCGCGCAAGCAAAGGGAACAGAAGAUCUGCCAGCGCUACGACCAGCUGAUGGAGGCCUGGGAGAAGAAGGUGGAGCGGAUGGAAAACAACCCCAGAAGAAAAGCCAAAGAAAGCAGGACACGCGAGUACUACGAAAGACAGUUCCCCGAGAUCCGCAAGCAGAGGGAGCAGCAAGAGAGAUUUCAGAGAGUUGGGCAAAGAGGGACUGGUCUUUCAGCAACAAUCGCUAGAAGUGAACAUGAAAUAUCAGAGAUCAUAGACGGCCUGUCGGAGCAGGAAAAUAAUGAGAAACAAAUGAGACAGCUCUCUGUCAUUCCGCCCAUGAUGUACGACUCAGAGCAGAGAAGAGUCAAGUUCAUCAACAUGAAUGGCCUGAUGGAUGACCCAAUGAAAGUCUACAAAUCCCGCCAAUUCAUGAAUGUUUGGACAGAGCACGAAAAGGAAAUCUUUAAAGAGAAAUUUGUUCAACACCCCAAGAAUUUUGGUCUGAUUGCAUCUUACCUGGAGAGAAAGUGUGUGGCAGACUGUGUUCUUUACUACUACUUGACAAAGAAGAACAACAACUACAAGACACUUGUGAGACGUAACUAUAGGAAGCGAAGAGGGAACCAGCAAAUCCCACGGCCGUCGCAAGAAGACAAGUCAGACGACAAGAACGAAGAAGACAAGUCUGAGAAGUCUGAUAAAAAAGAGGACGAGGAAAAGAACAACGAGGAAGAGAAAGAUGAGAAGGAGGACUGCAGGGACAUUGCUAAGGACAAAGACAAGUGCGACGCCGGGGAAGACGAGGACGGGAAGGAGCAGAACACGCCGCGUGGCAGGAAGACAGCCAACAGCCAGGGCCGUCGUAAAGGAAGGGUUACCACGCGCUCCAUGGCCAACGAGGCGGCGUCUGUGGCUGCCGAAGAAGCCCCGCCCCCUGCUCCCGAGCCAGCUGUGCCAGAGCCUACACAGUCCUCCAAAAGUGAAUCAGCGCAGAAAGGCAUGAAGGAGCCUGCCAAAGCACAGACUCCUGUAGCUACUUCAGAGGCAAAUAAAGCUGCUUCUGGAGAAACCGGAGAAACUUCUCGCUGGACCGAGGAGGAGAUGGAGAUUGCCAAAAAAGGCCUUGUAGAGCAUGGACGUGACUGGACAGCUAUUGCCAAAAUGGUGGGCACCAAAAGUGAAGCGCAGUGCAAGAAUUUCUAUUUUAAUUAUAAGAGACGCCACAACCUGGACAACCUCCUUCAACAGCAUAACCAGGGAAGGGAUCGGGAUAGGGCUCAAGGUGAAGGCCUAGCCACAGCAUCACCCGACGAUGAUGAAGACAACGCAGAUGAUAGUGAAGGUGCUGACAACAGUUCUGACACUGAGAGCGCCCCUUCCCCCUCUCAGGCUGACACAUCCAAGUCCGCUGACUCGAAGAGAGUGGACAGCACUGCAGGAGACGCUCAGUGCUCCGACCAGGACAAAGGUCAGGCUGCUAAUAAGACUUCCGAAUCCUCAUUUGGAGAGCUGCGAGUGAAGGAGGAAAAGAGCCCGGAAAGUGAGCGGGAGUCGCAGGAGGAGAAGGCCCGGGCGGCUGCUUAUGUCAACCCCAAAACAGAACCUCAGGAUGUGGAUGUGAAGGGCGCAGAAGUGCAGGUCAAAGUGGAGCCGGAAACAAAGGACAAAGGGGAAAAGGGAGAGCACAGUGACAGGCAGAGGCAGCUUCACUCUGACGAUGACUCUAGCGCCACCUGCAGUGCGGACGAGGAUGUGGAAGCAGAACCAGACAGACAGAGGAUAUACUCGUUGGACAAGCCUUCAUUACUCAGUCCCCCUUCAUCUGUAUUAAUGUCUUCACCCAAGCAACCAAGCAUCAAGCAGAUGCACCAGCGAGCAGCAGCUAUCCCAUCAAUGGUUCCUGGUCCGUUUGGUCCUGGUGGGGUGCCCAUCAGUGGUUAUGCCAUGUUACAGCAUCAAAUCAAAGCUGUGCACGAGUCGGCCCAUCAGGAGGACAAGCAAAGGCAGGACCAUGGAGAAUUGGAACGCAGACCACCCUUCAACACCCGCAGCCCCACCAUCCUCGACAGAGAUGUGCUUCGUGCUUCCCCCAACCAGCUUGCCCAGAUGCCUGAUGCAGUUCGGAUGGCGCUGAGUAGACCCAGUCGACCACCCAACAUUCCCUCUCCUCCUCCACUCAUUCCAACCACCAAGCCCACUGACAAACCAUCUUUCAUUCAGGGGGGUUCCAUUUCACAGGGAACUCCUGGUACUUACCUACCAUCCCACGCCGUCUAUGGGCCUGAAGGAACGAAGAGCUCUGUUGGCUCCAUAUCUCUGGGUCUGCCUCGCCAACAGGAUCCUAACAAACCUGGAAAUCCAAAGGUGGGUGAAGGGAUGCCUUUCCGAGGAUCAAUCACCCAGGGCACCCCAGCUUUGGCCCAGUCUAGCAUUGCUGCUGAUCUUCUAAAGGGCGGGAUGCCAAAGCUGGCCACAGAGGACCUAAACAGUCCAGAAAAGACUCGCGGAGAAUUGGCCAAAGCUCAUGUUAUUUAUGAAGGCAAAAGUGGCCAUAUACUCUCUUAUGAUGCCAUCAAGAACCCCAGAGAAAACACUCGCAGCCCACGGACAGGCCACGAGCUGAAGCGACCAUACGACAUGAUGGAGGGGUCCCUGAUUAGAGGACCCUCCGGCAGAGAAGCUCCAUUUGAAGGUUUAAUUACCAGAGCCUUACCAAGAGAAGCCCUCCAUGGGGAUAAAGACCGACCCUUAAUACCUGGAUCCAUCAUGCAAGGAACACCUAGAACAUCUGCUGAGGCUUAUGAAGACACCAUGAAAUAUGGAAAGCAGCUCAAAAUAGAUAGCCCUCCCAUUCGCUCUUUUGAAGGUGGUAUUGGGAAAGGCAAACCCUAUGAGGGAGUCAAUACAAUCAAAGAAAUGGGCCGGUCUAUUCACGAAAUUCCUCGUAAAGAGUCUGGUCCUGACUGCUGCAAGACACCAGAGAUGCAGGACAGAAGAAGCAUGGAGCAUCAUCUAAACCAGCCUACCAUUAAGCACAAUGUCAAGUCCCUUAUUACUAGUCCAAAUAAACUUCCCCAUGGCAUGCCUCCAAUGGAUCCAAUUGAACGAGCCAAGUAUGAGGAGAGCAAGGCUAUAAGGCACAGUGUGGUCAAUUCUACGUCUGUAUUGCGCUCCACUAACCAAGAGGCCAACAAGUCCCAGCUCAGCCCUGGCAUGUACGAAGACGCCAACGCUCGGAGGACCCCUGUCAAUUACAGCACCAGCUCCAUGUCCAGGGGGUCUCCAAUGCUGGGCCGAGAAGGUCCUAUGGCCUCUUCAAAGUCCGCGUCACAUGAAAGAAAGCGAUCUAUGACACCAACACAGAGAGAAAGCAUCCCAGCCAAGUCCCCAGUGUCCAGCAGUGACCCAGUGGCCUCUCACAGUCCCUUUGACCCCCAUCACCGGUCUGUGCCAGGGGAAGUAUACCGCCCACACCUGCCCCCACAUCUGGACCCUUCCAUAAGCUUCCACAGAGUGCUGGAUCCUGCAUUCAUGUUCCAGAGGCAGCCGUCCCCAUCAGGUUUCCAUAACAACUACCAGCUCUACACCAUGGAGAACACGCGGCAGACCAUCCUCAACGAUUACAUCACGUCGCAGCAGAUGAUCCCUCGGCCGGACAUGGCCCGGGGCUUGUCUCCACGGGAACAGCCAGUUAUCCCUUAUCCAGCUGCAGCCAGAGGGAUUAUUGAUCUAGCCCAGAUGCCUCCAACUAUCCUGUUGCCUCACCCUGGGGGAACAGGUACUCCCACUUUGGAACGCUUGGCCUUCCUCCCUGGACCUCAGCCCCCUUUCCCUCCUAGGGCUUUCAACCAAUCCUCCAUACCGCCAGGCCAUCCGGUUCACCUGGCAGCAGCAGCAGCUGCCAAUGCAGAGAGAGAGAGGGAGCGAGAGAGGGAGAGAGAGAGAGAAAGAGAGAGGGAGCGUGACCGUGAGCAGCAGGAGAAAGAACGGGAGCGAGAGCAGAGAGAGAGGGAACGGGAGAGAGCCGCUGAAUACAUGCGCACAGGUCAGCUUUCAUUUAUGCAGAAGUACAUUUUAUUCAGAGAGUUAAUGUUUCAUUUUAACUUUUUGACUAAAUAUUUAGUUCCAGGUGGAGAACAGCCCGGCCGACCAGGGAGUCGUGGAUAUUUGCACUCACCUUCCCCUUCACUCCGGACCCAGGAAGUUGUGGUUCAACAGAGGCCCAGUAUUUUCCAGGGCAAGAGUGUCAUCACCUCUUUGAAUCCUCAUUCUACACCGGUGACCGCAGCCGCUCAGAGCAGCUCUCGCUACAACACGGCAGCUGAUGCUCUGGCAGCGCUGGUUGAUGCUGCAGUCUCCGUCCCGCCAAUGGAGGUGUCUAAAGUGAAGGAGAGCAAACAUGACCAGGAUGAGGACAUGUCGACCCGACGACCAGCCAACCUCUCUGAGCAGCAGCAGCAACACGAGGCAGAGAGGCGGCCCAUACAUUCACCUUACUCUAUGUCUUUACCUGGGGGGAAGCCCCACUCUGCUUAUCCGGAUGCACCUGGGGGCCCAGGUAAAGAGAAGGGCUCCCAGAACUCAAAGUCUCGCAUAGAAGAGGAGCUCCGAACACGAGGGAAGACCACCAUCACAGCUGCCAACUUCAUUGAUGUUAUCAUCACGCGACAGAUUGCCUCAGACAAAGACAACCGAGAGCGAGGGUCCCAAAGUUCAGACUCAUCAAGUACAAUGUCAUCUAGUCGCUAUGACAAUCCUAGUGGAGGAGCAAUUGAGGUCAUAAGUCCUGCCAGUUCUCCAAUCCAAACCCAGCCAGAGAAAUCAGAGGAUGGUCAACAACAGGUUGCAGCUGGUAUGCGCGGUUAUGACAUGAGUCGUUACCGGCAACAAGGGGAACCACCUCCACAGCCGCACCCCUCCUCUCAAGCAGACAGCUACCCAGUGUCCAAAACUCACACGCGCAUGAUGACCUUAGCUGAUCACAUCUCGCAUAUCAUAACCCAAGACUUUGCACGGAACCAAGACCCGCCCCCUUCCUCGUCCGCGCCUUCUGCUACAUUCCAGAGUGGGGUCUCUUCCAUGUCCUCCAGUCGGCCCAAGGUGCCCAACCGCUACAGUCCAGAGAAUCAGCCUCCGUUCCACCAGAGGCCCUCCAGCAGAGUCUCUCCAGAGAAUGCCCCUGAAAAACCCAGAUCCAGGUCUGGCAAGUCCCCAGAUCGAGGGGGCAGGCAAAUGGAGAACUAUGAACCCAUCUCUCCACCGCAGAGCUAUCAAGGCAUGGAUAAAGAGGAGGGUGGUGUACCCCCGCCUCAGAGGAGAGAGGCUGACAAUCCCGAUAUUCGGAGCGAUUCAAGGUCUCCGGGGAGUGUCAGUUAUUUACCUUCCUUCUUCACCAAGCUGGAAAACACUUCCCCUAUGGUUCAGUCCAAAAAGCAGGAGAUCUUUCGUAAGUUGAACUCCACUUCUGGUGUCGGUGAUUCUGAUGUUGGAAACGCACAACCAGGGACCGAAAUCUUUAAUUUGCCGGCUGUUACCACUUCUAGUAGUAUAAACCCGAGGAGUCAGUCAUUCAAUGAUCCAGCCAGUAACUUAGGCUUGGAGGACAUUAUCCGCAAGGCUUUAAUGGGUAAUCUAGAGGAGAGGCAGGAGGAGCAUCAGGGAGGAAUGGUGUCUCAAUCUGGUAUCAGCGCACAGGGCUCCAACGACAACCGCCAAGAGGCCACCCCAUCACCAAGUAUAGGUAAGCAAAAGCUUCAAGGCAAAGCUGGUAGUAGAAAGUCCAAGUCUCCUAGCCUUGGUAUGGCCUACGGGGGAGGAGAGCGGCCUUCCUCUGUGUCCUCGGUUCACUCUGAAGGGGAUUACCACAGACAGGCCCAAGCACAGUGGAACUGGGAGGAACGGCCCUCCUCCACAGGCUCCAUGCAGUUCGCAUACAACCCCUUGACCAUGCGUAUCCUGAGCAGCACGCCCCCAACCUCCAUAGCGUCCCCUGCUGUCCAAAGUCAACAGCAGCAGCAGCAGCAGCAGCAGUCUGGGGGUCCUCCUGUGUCCCAGCAGCGCGCCUGGCCCUCUCUUCUGUCAGAGCAAUACGAGACCCUGUCCGACAGUGACGACUGAGCUCCACUAAAAAAAGCCCUUGAUUAAAACACAGAGGCUUUUGCUGCAGCUGGUCGCCCCUCUCCCAGAAUUACCCUGCUCAUUGGCAAGUGUGGCCAGUUAAUGGGGGGGUGGUGUCCUUUUUAUUUUUGGUGCUAUGGCGCCCCCUGGCUGUUGGCUCCAUUUACCAGCAGUAGCCUGGGACAAGUGGGGUUCUCCCGACUUGAGAACGUAACCAGCUUGUCCAGUGGAAAAUAAACUUGAGGGGAAGAUGUUAGAUGAAGAACUUCACACUUCAUAUGUACAAAACAACAUGAAACAAUUUCUAAAUUUAGAUUUCUGUGAAAAUAUACCUUGUCUUUAGGAAAAUCAUUGUAUGUAAAUAGAGUAACAUUUUGCAGUGUUUUUCCUAAACUGAUUAUUUCUUAUUUUAAUGUUGCUUUUAAAAUGAUCCACUUAAAUGGGAAGCGUAUGGGUGUAAUGUGUAACAACACAGCUAGUCUCUCCCAGUUCAUCCCUGUGCGUCAGCUGACCCACUGCAGAGUCUGCUGCUCCUGUGGGUAGUACUUGAACAGAAGUGAAGCAGAGGCUAUAACACCAGAGCCUGGUGGACAUGAGAUGGCAAAAUGGACUGCCUUUCAUCCAUGGACUGAUUAAGAUCUGUCUUCACAACAUGGAGGAGAUAAAUCGUUCAGAUAGUAGAGAAAACGACUCACCCCAUUUUAGACAGUUUUGAACACUGGUGACAGAAAGGUUAGAGUCUAGUAUAAGCUUAAUGCCCUAAUGACUACUUCUGGGCCCCAUUCAAAUAACAAAAGUGAGCCAAUUUUUUUUCUUUGUUGUCACAUGCAGCGGUCUCUGGUUUCCAAUCGAUCAGGACAGGAGUAUGCCCUACACAUUCAUGGUGAAUACAAACACGUCAGGAUUUUUCAGAGCGUUUUUUGCCAUGCCUUGUGACUUGAGAAAGAAGGCAGCUUUAAUUUUCCUCAGAGAUCUUUGUUCGUGUUUGAUGUCCUUCUUUUGUUUUGUAAUCCCUUUUUUAUACUGUCCAGAAAAGAAUCUGAACUAGAUUUAAAUUGUCUUUCUAUUACUCAAAAGACAAAAAUUAACCAAACAUUAAGAAUGGUCUGCACCAUUGUUGCACUUUUUUGCUUUGUAGCUUUUGACAACAAGAAGCAUACUACCUGCUGUGUAACUUAUUCAACCUCCAGGACAGGAGUAUACUAAGAUGUGCUUUAAUGUCUUUUCACCACAUACAUAAACCUGUUUGUUUUUACUUCUGUCUUCUCUUGUACUUUGUGCAUUAUUUUAAUAGUGUGCACUCACAUCACAGCUAGUGUUCUAUGUGUAUGGUACCGUUAACUCUUCAGAAUAAACCGUCAUAGUCUACCAUUUCUAUGACCACUCUGCUUUUGUCAACAAGCCUAUAGCUAAAAUAAAUAUACUAGGUCAACAUGAUCCACAGCAGUUACUCAUUGAUGCUGAAUGUAGGACAUGCAUCGAGUCAAAUGAGUUUUAAAACUUGCACUUAUCUCACUUGCUUCAUUACAGUCUGCAUAAAUCCAUUGGAAUCAUAUGUCAUAGCACAUGAUGUUAUUUUCCUGUGAUUUUCAACAUCUUGUUAAACAUCCUUUUUGUAAAUCGGAUGUUAUGUGUUUACAAAAGCAAGGACAAAAAAGUUUACAAACUUGAAUCUUAAAAGAAAAUCUGAAAUGAAGCUGAAAUUGAAUUGGAGCUACGUUUUAGCACUCUAAAAGGAUACAACAGUGACUUUUUUGUCUUUUUAAAUUGAGACUUGAAACCCCGUAUCUUAUGAUGUUGAACAGCUAUGUUUGUAUCGCACAAUGUCUCCUAAUAGGCUCUUACACAAAAGUUCAGACCAAUCAAAUAAAGUGGAUCAGUUCACCACAGAAA